UAAAAAAUAUACAAGUUAGUGCUAUUUAUUUAAAGUUUGUUUUAAAAUGCGUGCUGUAAUACAACGUGUGCGAGCUGCUAAAGUUAUGGUGCUAGAUGAGCUUGUGUCCUCCAUUGGACCCGGUCUAUGCGUACUGGUGGGCAUUAAGGCUAGUGAUACAACAACAGAUGUAGAAUAUCUCGUGCGCAAAAUUCUAGCACUGCGUCUCUUUGAGGAAGAUGGCAAACGUUGGCAAAAAUCUACCAAAGAUUUACAACUGGAAAUACUGUGCGUUUCGCAAUUUACGCUUUAUCAUCGCCUUAAAGGCAACAAGCCAGACUUUUCAGCGGCCAUGAAAGGCGAGGACGCACAGCAACUAUAUAAUCACUUCCUGGAACGUCUGCGGCAGUCAUAUGACAGCAAUAAAAUCAAAGAUGGUAAAUUUGGUGCUUAUAUGCAAGUGCAUAUAGAAAAUGAUGGACCAGUCACCAUAGAGCUGGAGUCCCCCCAGCCUAAACAAGAAGAGGAAUGUGUAGAUAAAUAAAUUCUUUCGUUUUACCACGGUUUUUUAACUAUGUUUAUUUU
This is a messenger RNA of Drosophila busckii, 564 nucleotides long. It is a transcript of the gene Dtd, whose product is annotated as D-aminoacyl-tRNA deacylase. NCBI's taxonomy places the organism in Eukaryota, Metazoa, Arthropoda, Insecta, Diptera, Drosophilidae. Gene Ontology annotation, molecular function: D-tyrosyl-tRNA(Tyr) deacylase activity. Gene Ontology annotation, cellular component: cytoplasm. The coding region runs from base 47 to 523 and encodes 158 amino acids. The transcript has 4 exons. Gene Ontology annotation, biological process: tRNA metabolic process. The record is from RefSeq and is a predicted model, not a curated record.